Arachis ipaensis is the source of this 953-nucleotide messenger RNA. Lineage: Eukaryota; Viridiplantae; Streptophyta; Magnoliopsida; Fabales; Fabaceae. The record is from RefSeq and is a predicted model, not a curated record.
GGUAACUUCUAGUUUGAUUAAGGAAACCACAGAAAAUGAAUCUGCUAAUGAAGGUUACUAGAUUCGAUCAAAAGGAAGAAACCUAUAAUAUUGUGGCUGCUCAUGGUUAUUUUGGACGAUUGAUCUUCCAAUAUGCUAGUUUCAACAAUUCUCGUUCUUUACAUUUCUUCCUAGCUGCUUGGCCUGUAGUAGGUAUCUGGUUUACCGCAUUAGGUAUUAGCACUAUGGCUUUCAAUUUAAAUGGUUUCAAUUUCAACCAAUCUGUAGUUGAUAGUCAAGGUCGUGUAAUUAACACCUGGGCUGAUAUUAUUAACCGAGCUAAUCUUAAUACCGCUUAUCCGAGUGAAUUUUACGGGCCCACUGGUCCAGAAGCUUCUCAAGCUCAAGCAUUUACUUUUCUAGUUAGAGACCAACGUCUUGGGGCUAAUGUAGGAUCCGCUCAGGGACCUACCGGUUUAGGUAAAUAUUUAAUGCGUUCCCCGACCGGAGAAGUAAUUUUUGGGGGAGAAACUAUGCGUUUUUGGGAUCUACGUGCUCCCUGGUUAGAACCUCUAAGAGGUCCCAAUGGUUUGGACUUGAGUAGACUUAAAAAAGACAUACAGCCUUGGCAAGAACGUCGUUCCGCGGAAUAUAUGACUCAUGCUCCUUUAGGUUCUUUAAAUUCCGUGGGUGGCGUAGCUACCGAGAUCAAUGCAGUCAAUUAUGUCUCUCCUAGAAGUUGGUUAGCUACUUCUCAUUUUGUUCUAGGAUUCUUCCUAUUCGUAGGUCAUUUAUGGCACGCGGGAAGAGCUCGCGCAGCUGCCGCAGGAUUUGAAAAAGGAAUUGAUCGCGAUUUUGAACCUGUUCUUUCCAUGACUCCUCUUAAUUGAGAUAUGAGAUCUAAUGCUUGAAGUAGGAAUCACGUUGAUUUUACCAUACAUAUAGGGUUGAGUCGAGCGGGUCAGAUUAAAAUC